UGCAAGAUAGGAGAUUUUAUUCGUUUUAUGGAAUAUAUUAGGUAGAGAUUAAGUUUAAUUGUGAUCAGUGUUAAGUGCACAAAAUAAUCUUUUUGAAAUAUGAAAGAUUUAACCCAUUAUUUUACAAGCCCCACAAAAAGCCAAGAAAUGAUUGUUGUAAACAAUCAAGUAAAUACGAACGAAAGUACAAUAGAAACAGCGGAAAAAUCGGAAAAAAGUGAAACAACUGCAGUUUUAAAAAAGAAAAGAGGUAGAAAAAAGAAAAUUAGAAAACCUUCUGAUCCAGCAGUGACAACAAUUAGUGAACUUUUAUCAAACAACUUGAGUUUAAUAUCACCAAACAACAGUUACAAUGAAUCCGUUAAGGAAAACAUUGACACACAUACAGAAAACACUGACAAACAAACAGAAAAUAACGUUGAAAAUGGCAUAAAUGAACCUGCAACUGAAGACAGUGAAAUCGUAUCUUGUGAAUUGAAUGUUUCAGUUACAAAAGACGCUUUUUCGUUCAUGAUGGAGGCACGAGCCAAAAGCAUUGGCAUGAACUCAGAAGGAAAAGAUAAAGAAGAGCUGUCGCCAAAAAGUAAAGAAAAUAAGGAGAAAAUAAUGUCGAGGAAAAACCUAUUACAGAAUUGGGCUGAUUCAAAAGGUGCACUAAAAAGGAAACGAGAGGAGGAAGAAAAGGAACAAUUUGUCAACAAUCAAAUGAACAAAAGGAUAAAAAGGUUGAAGAAGUUAUUGCAAUUAAACAAACCUGAGGAAGAUACACAGAAAAGAAAACAGGAGGAUUUAAAUGAAGAGAAAAAUGAUUCACUAAAUUGUAUAGAAGUUAGCCCAAAGCCAGAUGUACUUAAUGAUGAAGACAACAAAAAUGAAAGUGAGAAAAAGGAGAUUAUUAAAAUAAAAAUGUUCACCCCCAAGUCAAAGAGAAAAAGCUCAAAGCUAAGUUUAAAGCAAAAAGAUGACACAAGUGAAACUCCUAAAAGAGGGAAGAAAAACAAAAAGCAUCAAGAGGAAAUUAUAGAUGUAGAAUCGGUUGAACAGACUGAAGAAAUUACAGUAACAAAUGAUAAACUAAAGGAUGAAAUUAUUGUGGAUGUCAAACUUAUUGAUGUGGAACCCAUAAUUAAAAGCAACACUCAAGAAGAAUCAGUUGUUCGCACUCCUAAAAGGAACAGAAAACAAAAAGAAACAUUGCAAGCAUCUAAACCAAAAGAAAUAGGAAAAAUUGAAGAAGUAUCAGCAAGUGCAAGACCCAAAAGGCAAAAGAAAUUAACUGAAAAAGCGAAGAAUCAAGACAUUCUAGAAAUAGAUGAAGAUUCAAACGACAGUAUAAGACCUCGAAGGACGCGCAAAAAGAUCGAUUAUUUCGAAGAAACAAGCCUUGAUUCGGCACCAACGACGCCACGAUCCAAAAGCAAAGCAACAAUCUGGAAUCUUGACUCUGAUGAGGAACAGGAGCGGACAAAUGCCAAGAAAAGGAAUUCAAAAAUUGCCCCAGUGUUUCUAAAAGCAACACCUAAACCGAAACUUGAUCCGGAAGUCGCGGAAGCGAGAAGACAGUUUUUGAUGAGCGGGAUUCCAGAUAGUUUGAAAAAAGUACGCGAGAAACAGCAAAGAGUUCAGGAAAGUAUGGACUACUUUGAUGUUUUUCCGAAAAUUCAACAUGUGCAACAAAAGUGCGAGUCACCGUUUUGGACGUUGCCUAAACCUGAUUUGCAAUACAAGACCUUGUCACCACUAAAAAAUCAAUCUAAUAUAGUUUGUAAUGACUUGAUUAUAAAACAAAAUACUAAGAAAAAGAUACAAGUACCUGUGGAAGAGAAAAUAACAAAAUAUAAGCAGUAUGUGGAUGAGAUCAAACAACAAAAUCCAAAUUAUCCAGUUUAUAAAACCUUUAGACAAAUAUUGGAGAAAAGCGGUUACAAAACAUUGCAAACCGAUGAGAAAAAAACCAAAAAACGACGAUCAAAAUCGAAGCGAAAAAGUGUAGAAAUUGUCGACACAACAAAAACAAUUGACCCAAAGAAUUACGCAAUGUGGACCGAAAAAUUCAAACCAGAAUGCGCCGAAGACAUUCUGGGCAACAGUUCUGCAAUUACAAAACUAAAAAACUACCUAGAAACGUGGCGUCAAUUUAGCAAGGAGAUAAUCUCGAGAAAAAAGAAGAAACGUCUCGAUUCUACGAGCGAAUCAGAGUUUGAAACAACAGACGGCGACAGUAGAGAUAGUACGAGAUUACCCGGUACCGUUUUCAUCCUAAGCGGGCCACCUGGCAGUGGUAAAACGAGCGCCGUCUACGCGAUAUGCCAGGAAUUGGAUUUUAAAGUGUUAGAAAUUAACGCUUCCAGUAAACGAACGGGUAAAAAAUUGCUGCAAGAUAUGCAUGAGGCCACACAGUCACACCAGGUUAAAAAUCAAACGGGUUCGAUGCAAAACUUUCUGAAACAGACUGAGCAACCGAAGGAUGCGAAGACGAAGAUGUGUUUGAUUUUGAUCGAAGAUGUGGAUUUGAUUUUUGAUCAGGACGAUGGUUUUAUACCGGCCUUAAAUCAAUUGAUUACAGCGACGAAACGACCCAUUAUCAUGACUACAACCGACGUUAAUUCUGUGUAUGCACAAAAAUACGUUGCUUUGUACGAAACUGUUAAUUUCUUACCGUUGACUUCUUUUGUGUUAAGCACUUGGUUGAGACUAGUUUGUCUUGUUGAAGGGUAUCUUGUUGAUCAAGAUACCUUAUCCAUGCUUUUAGAAGUGAACCGUGGAGAUGCGAGGAAAACCUUGUUACAAUUGCAAUUUUGGCUUCAGUCUGGAGGACAGCUACAUGAGAUAAACAAGACAGUUAUUAAAAUAAAGGAUAACAGGCGAAGUUUGGAAUUUGACGUACAUGAUGACAAUUCCAAUUUAAAUUUAGAUGAAGAAACUGUUAGUAAAGAGCAACGAUAUGUGCAUUCCUACAUUCUGCAUUCGUGCGACGAUCUUAUUCCUUAUAAGUUGAGUUUAGGAAUUGUUUGGUGGAAUUUACCUGCACUUUUGUCGUUGCCUGAAAACAAUGAUGACAGACUGAAUCGGUUUAAAAAUUUUCCCAAAGUGGAGGAAAAAAUAAAUUUUGAAUGUACAAAAAAUAAAGAUUUAAAAGAACUGAAACUAGUCGCCAAAUUUUAUAGACUGCACGACAAUUUAGCGUACGCAGAUGAAGUGUACAGUAAAUUUGGGUUCAACAACGAUUUCGAGCCGUGUCUGAAAAACAACAUGCCCAAAGUCAAAGACAGUUUAGAACUGGAUGAAUGUAAAACUGAAUACAACGAUAGUAUUGAGACCAUAACUGAUUUAACACACACAUUAAUCAACGAAAGCUUCAGAAGAUACGGCAACGAUCGAAAGUAUUAUUUAAACACGUCUCUACCUACUCCGACAGAAAAAAGGUGGAGGGUGAAAAAUUUUAUCUGUGAAGAUAUUUUACGGGAGGCAAUACCCCGAGGAGUGCAGAAGAAGUCCUUAGCUGUGGAUUAUUUACCUAAUUUAAGGACGAUUGCACGAUCCGAAUAUCAGAGAUCGUUAACCAAUACCAAAAGAGGCAAUAGAUUUAGGCAUUAUUUAAAAAGUAUGGAUGUUAAUUUAACUGAGGUCCGAUCUAAACUAGUUUGUAAUGUUUUAGUUUCUGAUGAUUAAAAUUGUUUUCAUAUU
Molecule: messenger RNA, 3687 nt
Organism: Aethina tumida (small hive beetle)
Lineage: Eukaryota; Metazoa; Arthropoda; Insecta; Coleoptera; Nitidulidae
Gene: elg1
Product: ATPase family AAA domain-containing protein 5
Exons: 3
Coding region: 100-3672 (1190 amino acids)
Cellular component (GO): nucleus
Molecular function (GO): ATP hydrolysis activity; DNA binding; DNA clamp unloader activity
Source: RefSeq, a predicted model, not a curated record